Messenger RNA from Mycena citricolor, 7933 nucleotides. The record is from the annotation of a GenBank genome assembly. NCBI's taxonomy places the organism in Eukaryota, Fungi, Basidiomycota, Agaricomycetes, Agaricales, Mycenaceae.
CAGGAAAGCUAUGUGUUCGAAUCUGAGAGCCGCUCAAUUUUUUAUCUUACAGAUGGAAUAUCUGAAAGGAAAACUGAGGAAAACUAUCUUUUUGCUUCGAAAAAUGCGGUCGAACGUCGAGCGUACCUCUGACCUCGAGUUGCACGACAAAUCACGUGUACGUGAGAGCGGCUGACACUGACGUAACUUCCCACCGGAAGCCGCCCGGGCCGCUUGCGUCACUGACACGAUCGCACUGACCGUGGCACAAGCUUCGGGCCUUCUCCCUCCUCACACGUCCAGCAAUCGGCGAAUGGGAAGGCUGAGAUGCCGAGUUGCGUGCGCAUGUGCUGAGCCCUUCGGCUCCGUCUCGGGUGUGACCAAAAUACUUUCAGAACUGCAGAGAUGUACCAUCGCGGGACCGACGACUGCGCAGAGACCUUAGACCGUUUCGGAGCGAGCUUCCUUACUCUUCCUGAGUCCCCAGAAUCAGAGAAGACGGUCGAAACUGCUCACGGCGGAUCGAUUGGCGCGUAUUGGAGAAGCGAGCCGCCUUUUCUUUCGAACCUCAUAGCUCCAUCGAUGAGAGUCGGAUCUCACACACGCGUUUGCAAGAGUAGGCACUGUCGAAGUGCCUGAAGCCAGAAGCUCCCGUUUACCGAGUUGUGCCACAGCUUGCGAAGCAAUUGGUUGCGGGGCGAGCUAACUCGAUUCGUGCUGAUACCAACGAUGCAGCAUCGCAAGGAUGUAGGACCGCCAUGCUUCCACAACUCUUGACUGCAUACGGCAAGAAAGGGUUGCACUCCUGAAGUAUAAGAACAGUAUCUUGUCCCUCUCCAUCGCCUUGCCGCUUGCGGAAUGAAAAGGUCGUGCCUAACACGACAAUCUAUCGCUUUGCUCUCAGUCGUCUCGGACCUCUCCCCCGAUCGAACCCUCCUGCCCACCAUCCUCCCGCGAAUCGUCAAGCUAAGCGCAGAGAUUUGAGCGAAUUCGGACCGGCAUGACCUCCCUAGCAGCGCCAACCGGCGUUUAAUCUCGCGUUGGGUGGGGCAAGAGUCUGGACCCUAUCAUCUCUCAAGUUCGCCGUCCAACCCAGACAGACGGAUCCCGUUGGUGGUUGGUGUUCCCAGUCCUCAGAAGCCAAUUCACGUUGAGCACGAUCGAUACGAAUGUCGGCCCGCGUAUGUAGAGGACGAUAUCGGAGAAAGCCGCUUUGCACGCGUUCCUGUGCGCUAGGCACGGCGGACGGAAAUGACCCAAAAGCUUAUUGUCGUAGUCGUAUCCAAGAAACAUUCGGCAGUCCUUUGUUGUGUUGGUCGCGGUGAAUGAGGCUGGUUUGACAAAAAGACGGGCCAACGCGUCGCGCGGCACGUGUAUCUCGGCAAAAAGUGAAAAAGUGAAGUGAUUUGGGACCGAUUUCUUCCUCUCCUCCUCCCACCACACUACAUUAAUAACUCUAUCUGCUCUCUGCAACAGAGCGAUGGAUCUUCAAACGCUUUCGAAUCUCUACACCGCGACGCUGAGCAGCAAUCCUAAUGAGCGCCGCGCUGCUGAGCUUGAUAUCCGCAAGGUCGGCAAUGAAACGGGGAUGGUUUCAGCCCUCCUGCAAAUCAUCGCAACGGACAAUAUCGACAUAUCGACCCGCCAAGCGUGUGCAGUAUGGAUGAAAAACCGCGUGCAAAGCGCUUACGCCCUGCCCGAAUCCGGCGCCAACCCUCGGCGACCGGACGCACCGACCAUCGCCGCGUCCGAUCGCGAUGCCCUCCGCAGCCACCUCCUCCCCCUCCUCGCUGCCGCCCCGUCGCGAAGUAUCGCGCUCCAGCUGGCAAGCACGCUCAAGGGCGUGAUCGCACACGACUUCCCUGCGCGAUGGCCAGGGCUGGUGGACACGAUCAAGGCGCUGCUGGGAAGCGGGGACGUGAGGCAGGUACAUGCUGGAUGUGUGGCUUCGUUGGAGGCCGUUAGGGCUUUCCGAUUCCGUCAGAAGAACGACGUCCUGCCCAUGCUUGUGGAAGGCCUCUUCCCUACCCUAGUCUCCAUCGCAAACCAGAUGCUGCAGACCCCACCGAGUGCUGCGCAGGAGAUCCCGACGAUGAUGCACUUGAUACUGAAAACGUACAAGACCUCAUUGGUGGUGCAUUUGACUGCCCACCAACAGGCGGCCGAGAGUCUCGUGCCCUGGGGGCAACUGCUGUUUGCGGUAGUCAAUCUGCAGAUCCCCAAGGAGGCUGUGCCGGAAGAUGUUGAGGAACGGGAGAAGAGUGAGUGGUGGAAGGCGAAGAAAUGGGCGUAUGCCAUCUUGGGCCGUCUUUUCCAUCGCUUCGGUAAUCCGUCACAGCUUCCCUCUGCGAUGCAAGCCGAGUACGGUGCAUUUGCGCAGCACUUUGUCACUGUGUUUGCCCCCGAGAUCCUUGGGAUCUACCUGCAUCAGGUUGAUCUUUACGUUAGCGGCCAAGCAUGGCUGUCCAAAAAGUGCCAGUACCACAUCUUCACGUAUCUGACCGAAUGCAUCAAACCGAAGUCCACUUGGACCCUCUUGAAGCCCCACGCCCAAAAGCUCGUGGAAACGUUCGUGUUCCCGCAACUGUCGUUCAACGAUGAUCGCCGAGAAAUGUGGGACUCGGACCCGGUUGAUUAUGUUCGCGUCGCAGUCGACGAAUAUGAAAGUUUCCAGACACCAGUCUCAGCCGCGACCUCGUUCAUCUUCUCGCUCGCCUCGAACCGGACCAAGUCCGCGUUUAUGCCGAUCCUCGGCUUCGUGAACUCGAUUCUGCGCUCGUCGGCGCCGGCACCGCAGCGGUUCGGUGCGCUCAACAUGACCGCCGCAUUGGGGCCCUGGAUCAUGCGGCACCCGGAGGUCAGCACGAACAUGGAGGGCUUCAUCCUGCAGUUUGUCACGGCAGAGUUCUCCAGCCCAGAACCGUACAUGCGGGCCAUCGCGUGUGAGGUGACGGGGACCUUCGUCAAGGAAGGCUUGAAGUGGACUUCUGAUGAGAACUUGAACGUGCAAUCGCGUGCUGUAGCGGCUGCGCUGGACGAUGUCGAGCUGCCCGUGCGUGUGCAGGGUGCUUUGGCGCUGACGGAGAUGAUCGUGCUGUACGAGUCUGUCCGGACUGCUGUUGCACCCCAGGUCGGCAAGGUUGUCCAAGACCUGCUCAAGCUGUCAGACGAGACGGACCUGGACAUCUUGAACCACAGCAUGGAGGUCAUGGUCGAGGCGUUCCAGGCUGAGCUGUUGCCCGUUGCGGCCCAGCUGACUGCCCGCCUGUGCGAUUCUUACACCCGACUGAUCAAGGAAAGCCUCGAAACAGCGGUCCCCGUCGGCGACAGCACCGACGUUGAUUCCCUGCUUGCCAGCGCCGACGACGACAAGACCUAUGCUGCGAUGGGCAUCUCGAAGACCAUCGGAACAGUUGUGUCCAGUGUCGAUUCGUCGGCGGAGAUUCUCGCGCAGGUGCAGGAGGUCAUCAUCCCGAUCAUCGUGUACACUCUGGAGAACAAGAUUCUUGAUCUGUUUGACAACAUGUACGACCUGGUGGACAGCUUGACGUUCAAGCUCCGCAGCAUCUCGCCGAACUUGUGGCAGGUGUUUGAGCUGACGUACAAGUUGUUCAAGGCUGACGCCGUCGAUUUCCUUGAGGAGAUGUUGCCCUCGUUGGACAACUUUGUCUCCUACGGCAGCGACGUCAUCAAGGCCCGUCCUGAAUACCAACAGAUGCUCUUGGACAUCUACACGACUGCGAUGACGAACGAUCAGCUGGGCGAGAACGACCGGGUGAAUGGGUGCAAGCUCGCCGAGUCGAUUCUCUUGAACCUCCGGGGCAGCGUCGACAGUGCAUUGCAAUCGAUCAUCACUGCUGCGCUUAACCAGCUGGACAAGAGCGAGACGGCCUCCCUGCGCCUUGCGAAUCUGGAAGUGCUCAUCAACGCGGUGCUGUACAACCCAGUCGCCGCGCUGCACCUGAUGGAGUCGAUCCAACCCGGUGCUGCGCGCGUGUUCUUCGAUCACUGGUUCGCUGCGAUCAAGGAGCAGGCUUCGAAGCUGCCGCGCGUGCACGACAAGAAGCUGACGAUCGUGGCGCUGUGUGCGCUGCUCGAGAUGGAUCCCGCUGGCGUGCCGGACAGCGUCAAGGACGGGUGGCCCGGCAUCGUCGGCGCCAUUCUGCAGAUCUUCAAGGACCUGCCCAAGGCCGUGCAGGCGAGGAAGGAGCUGGAGGAGGCGGACGACGAGGACGAGGAUGAGUACGGCGAGGAGAAGAUCUUGAACAUGAACGAGGACGACGAAGAUGUCUGGGACGAGGACUCGGCGUACCUGGAGCUGCUUGCCAACGAGGGCGCGCGGCUGCGCGAGAAGACGGCGAAGGUCGAGGCCGGCGAGGACGACGACGACGACGAUGACGACGACGACAUGAUCCAGGAGGAGCUGGGGUACUUCAGCGCCCUGGACAACGUGAAUCCAUAUGUGAGAUUCAAGGAAGCUCUGACGGGCUUCCAGAUGCACAACGGUGCGGCGUACCAGGCGGCAACGACGGCAUUGUCACUCGAGCAGCAGACACUCUUGAUGGAAGUCAUGCGUAUAGCAGAGAUCCCCCAGGCGUGAAACGGGGAGGGGGGUCAUUUGAUCGAUACGAUACGUAUCGAUCGCUCUUCCAUCCAUCCAUCGACCCCAUACACUUUUCAUGGCGCUAUCGUAGAUGACCCACCCUUUUUUUUUUACCUCGCUUCAAUGCUGUUUAUAACGACGAAUGGGUGCGCGCGGGCUCGAUAUAUCUGACCCUUACAAUACAUGGCAGGAAUGGUGCAAUAGGAUAGGAAAUGGAAACGGAAUCAUGAGUCCUGCGACGGUUCGCGCUGUCAGAUGGUCGUGGUGGUGGUGCAUCGAGAGUCUCGGCUCGAGGCUUCCGCUUUACACAUGCCACGGCCCACGCGCGGACGGAUCCUGCGUAUUCACAUUCACAGUAUCAGAUGGCAUUGCGUCGGGCGAGAAACAGUCCGGACUGGCAACAUUCAUUCUGAGAAGUUCUCGUAAACUGUAUCUAUCUGAAAGCACGAGUCUGCUCAAGCCUGGGAACCUGCUGCUGCUCCCCGAAGCGAAGAGGACAUGCACGUGACUGGACUGAAUGUGAGGAUUGUACAGGGAGCAGCAUGAGUCCCACGUAUACACCACGGCAGUCGCACUCCCGGGUACUCGAAGGCGGAUUGAGAUGAGCAUGCGAUCGAUUCGUUCCCCGGGGGCCCGUCUUCUCCUUCUCCUUCAUGUGCUGCAGCUGCAGGCUGCCGUCGGCGCUCAGAGUCGGCUGUACGAACGAACCCCACACCCGGAGGUUAUCUGAUAACCCCGGGGGUGCCUGGUAUCUGAUAUGAUGGGGGAUGGGAUGGUCUAUUAGGUUAUUGUGCUCCACCGGGCCCUCGCCGAGAUCGCCGCGUGCGCUUCUCUUCCGCCUGUGUAGGGGGACCACAAGGGUCGCGGGGCAUGCGACCGGGGGUGCAGACUUGGCUUGUCGGGACGCGGGACGCGCGCACAUGGUCCGGGCCAUGCAUGCGUAUGCGCAUGCAUCGGACAUCCCAUCCCAUCUCGUCUCACAGAAACAGAAACAGAAACAGAAACAGAGCGCGCGAUUGGCGGACGGCGUGGGGAGAUCCACGCGAUCGAGCUCGUCCGUCCGGAUCCAUCCCAUCUUAUCAGUUAACGGGCGCGGAAGACAGUGCGGUAUCUGAUAAUCACCUCGGGCAGGCGACCCCUAUUUCUAUGAGUUCAGACAUGAUUAUGGGUGCGUGCCGCCACUGCUCUGAUCGGACUGCGCGCAGCACGGGAUGGCAUUGCAUGCCGAUCUUCCGCGCCGAGGGCACGGCAUGGCACCGUCGCCGCCCGUGUGUCGUGUCGUGAAUGGCAGGAAGGAAGGCUAUCUGACACCAGCUGGGUGGCUGGCUGGGUUCCAUUUGAUUUGACAGCAGCAGUAGCUUCAGCGUUGCGUCACCGUCCAGUGAGUGGGUGAUGUUCGCUGACCAUUAGCCUCAAACUGAGAGAAUCAGACAGACGAGACAGCGUCCCGGCGCGCGCGGGGCGCACCGCAUCCAAAUCAGGUUCGUGCGCGGGGGGGGGCAGUCAGUCAGUCAGUCAGAUAGCGUUUGGUUUGACAGGAAAUGGCAGUGGAGGGUGGAUCAUCAUCCAUCCAUCCAGAGUGUCUGGCUGUCCUGUCGCGCGAUGUUACGUAGCGCUGCAUGUGGUAACGCCUUCGAAGACUUUACGCGCGCGCGCGCAAGGAGCGAGGGGCCAGGAGAUCACAGGGCGGGAAGCACCUCCCAUCCGCUGCGUAAUGGCUUUAUUAAUGACUCGCCAGCGCGCGGACACGGACGACGCUGCAUCCGGGCCGGCCACUCGCCUCGGCGGUUGGACCAGCGCUGCGAUAAACGCGGCGGCGGGGGCGUGCCUGGGCCUGGCUUCCGCCGGGUGCGCCCUGCGGAGCGCACACGUAAGAGAAGGAGCCCGCGUUAAGCUCCCGGUGCGCAUGGAAUUGUUCUGUGGCUGACGCACCCGUCGCGCGACACGUCAGGGCGUCAGUGCACCUGCACGACGCGGCUGGGUCUCGAUCGGGGGCUCGCUGAGACAGUUGAGGUGAGUCAGCGCGCAGCGAUGCUGGGGUGCUUAUUACGAGAAAGGGCCCGGGUGGCUUCCGGCUAGCGCUGUCUGCUGUCUGCUGGGUCAUCCGGACCCAAAGUCCAACUACACGCAACACGCGAGCGAGCACCGGCAACCACCGCCCUCACGUGUGAUGGCUGAGCACCCAGCACUAGCAUCGCAGCGAAGAAGCGGUGUCGAGUCCCAUGCGCUGAGCGGGCAAGCCACGCCGCCCCUCCCUCCUCGUCAACGGCUCGGAACCACGCUCCGCGAAUCAGGCAGGCAUCUCGCGCCCUGGACUGUGCCGCUCCGCGGACCCACAGCAGUGCCAAGACCCUCCGUGCUCGAUUAGGACUGCGCAUGCACCUCCUCGGAGCUCCCCGAUCUGCCGUGGGCGGGGCAGACUGCCUGCCUGCGCGCGGUGCCCCCAAGCACGACGCAGGAUCCGGAACUAGGGGCGAGGCUAUUCCUCGCUGCACUGGGUUGGGCUGGGCUGGGCACACGGCGCACGCCGUGCCCGCUGGAUCCAGAUCCCGCGCGCGGAUGCAUCUCGCGGGGACCCCCGGGCGACUGUGCGAUCGCGGAUGACUGGACUGGAUACGUGCUUACUCUGCAUCGCAGCCAGUUGAUUCUAGUCAGGGCGCCCCCGGGAUUCAAGCUGGGAAGCCCGCAGGGCGUGCGCAGAAGAUCUCCCUGCAGCAGGCGAAGCGACUCGCCAGACGCCGGUGUUCAUUAGAUGUCCGCUGGGUCCUCCUCCCUUCUUUUACUCCUUUGGCACGGCCCGACUUGGAAUUUCUCUCAUCGAUCAGGCAGCCUGCUUGCCUGCAAAAAAGGUUGAGCCAUGAUUGAAUUGAGUUCACAGGGAGAUGGAUUUGCCAAGUGGAUACAUGCAUACAUAUACAUAUCAAAGCCAAUGCCACAUUGGCUUUUAGGCCGCGCGCAGCGAAUCCCACUUCUCCCGGCGUUCCAAAACGCCCAGCGGUGGCGAUCCCAAGGGUCGACCUCGGGGGCAGUCGCUCCCCGGCGGACUUGACGGGCGGCCGGCUGCCAGCACGAAGCGAGGGAUCGGCGUCUGCCGUAUUCAAAACGACAAAAGGAAAAAGAGAGAUGCUCCACACUGGGACGUCAGUGCAACAACAACGUGCGCGCUCGGCGUGUCGCCUGAUCGCUGUUAGCACCUGAUAACGACAGCACCUGCAAUCUCGUGCGCAACCUGUUGCGACGUGAUUCGGAUUAUUAUUAGUUAGUCGCGGUUUACAGUAAACUAGAUUUUUGGCGCAGCUCAGGGGCCUGAUCCGCUUUCUUGUCACCGUACUCACAUCUUGAACAGUGGCG